UGAUAAUGAUCAGAGAAUUUAACGUGCUUGCGAGCAUUUUGAAAUAUUUUGAGACAAUUUUAGACAGAGGAAUCUUUAAACCAGAGCAAACUGUUGCUGUUGUUCUGUUGCUGUUUGCCGAUGAUGCUGUUUGGGGGACCAGUUUAGUGGGUGACAGUGAAGGCACCGCAUGCCAAAAUUUGAUCAUGACCGCGUAAAAAGAAAAUAAAAUAUAUCUGUCUAAAUAUAAGCAUAUAAACAAACAAUCCAACGCAAUACAGCAAUCAAAAUACGUAUCAAUUUAAUUGAAAUUGAACAAAUUGUGUAACAAAAGGGAAUUCAAUAUGAAUAAAACCAUACUACACUGGAGCUAUUUGAAUUUUAAAGAUGUACCCAUGGACUUGUUUCUAUAUGAGGACCUUGAGGAGGUUUAUCUCAAAGAGAACUAUAUAUCUGUUAUCCCCAAAUGGCUGCUCAAUAUAACAACACUCAAGUUCAUUCAUUUGGCUGGCAAUAAUCUCAGCGAACUGCCCGUGGAUAUUUAUAUGCUGGAGAACCUAGAGUUUCUCGAUGUUUCCAACAAUGAGCUAAAGGAGUUGCCCAAGACAUUGGGUCUUUUGUUGCAGCUGCAACAACUGAAUGUCAGUGGCAAUCAGCUAACAGAACUGCCCGUUGAGCUGAGCAGCUUGCGCAAUUUAGAGCAUCUGAACAUUGCCAAAAAUCAAUUCCGUCGUCUUCCCCUGCAACUCAGCGAAUGCGUGCGUCUCAACGAACUCAAUGUGAGCGACAACGAGGCGCUGUUGCAUCUGCCGGAGCGCAUCGCCAAUCUGCCCAUGUUGCAGUCACUCGCCGCCGAUCGCUGCGCUCUUGUUUAUCUGCCGGCUGCACUCUCCAAGUUCAUGAACCAUGUGCGUAUCUUUCACAACACCUCCGUCAACUAUAUACCCAUGGUCUAUGAGCGCUUCUAUCAGAACUUUUACGAUAAUCGACAGAAGCUGACACCACUUUCCAUCUCCAAGAAGGGUCUCUUCUGGGUGCGUGAGCUAGAGACCAACAAUCGUCUUCUAUUACCAGUGGGCACGCGUAAAGUCUUCCGCGUUCCCUCGGCAGAGAAUCAGGUCACACUCUACGAUGAUUGUUUGCAUGCGGUGCAAACAAUGAAUCGCCACCUGCCCGUCUAUGAGAAUGUUGCACUGCAUCGUCUGCUGCCCGAGCCAUACAUGAGUUCGCAUAUCAACAAUGGACCCAUUGCACGUUGCACGACUACAAACUGUUCCAGUUGCCUCUAUACAACGUACUACUUUAUGGUUGUUAAGCGACGCGGCAGCGCCUCGAAGCAACUAUUCACCUGUAACUUCUGCACACACAACUGCGCACUUCAAUGGCUUUCGAGCAACGUUAAGAAAUACUAUCAGCUGGACUGGAAAGUUUCCGAUGACGAUGAUGAUAAUGAUAAUGAUUAGAUAUUAGCCCGAUUAGAAGAUAUUCGUAGAUGUUUGUAUAAAGAAUUUGCAUUGUUUAAUUAGGUGUUAGCUUCAUAAAUGUUAUUUAACUGCUUAAGUUCAUUAAAGAGAGAGGUCAUUAAAGUGUCCCAAUUAAGUAGUGG
Messenger RNA from Drosophila innubila, 1585 nucleotides. Its product is annotated as leucine-rich repeat protein SHOC-2. The record is from RefSeq and is a predicted model, not a curated record. Gene Ontology annotation, molecular function: protein binding. Lineage: Eukaryota; Metazoa; Arthropoda; Insecta; Diptera; Drosophilidae. The transcript is spliced from 5 exons. Bases 324 to 1442 code for a protein of 372 amino acids.